CAGGGGCGGGUAGGCGCUAACCGAGCAGUAUGGCGGACGAUGGAGACAGUUCGAGCGGACCAGUUGACACAAGCGGCGGGCAGGGGGCAGCGGAGGAGUCGGACGGGCUCGGCCUCGGCGGGAUGUUGCUGAAUCUCAGUAUUCUGGUGGCAGUGGUGGCCGUCUGCCUGGCGGUGUAUCGGCGGUGGGGCAGGCGGCUCGGCUCCGACGCGGCCCAGGGCGACGAGGCCUCGUCGCUUCCCAAGAUGAGGAGACGGGACUUCACUCUGGAGCAGCUGCGGGAGUACGACGGGCUGGAGAACCCCCGCAUCCUCAUGGCCGUCAACAUGAAGAUCUUCGACGUGACCAGCGGCAAAAAGUUUUACGGUAAAGACGGUCCGUACGGGAUCUUCGCCGGCCGCGACGCCUCCAGAGGUUUGGCCACCUUCUGCCUGGAGAAAGACGCCCUGAGGGACGAAUACGACGACCUGUCGGACCUCAACGCCGUUCAGAUGGAGAGCGUCCGGGAGUGGGAGAUGCAGUUCAUGGAAAAAUACGACUACGUCGGGAGGUUGCUGAAGCCCGGAGACGAGCCGUCGGAGUACACGGACGAGGAGGACAUCAAGGACCACCUGAAGCACGACUGAGCGGUUCCAUCUUUCACCGACCAAAGCCAGGAGCCCCAAACAGCUGCGACGGACCUCCUCCUCCUGCCCCCUUUACCCCACCUCCCUCCCCGAAACCAUCCCACCACCACCACCGACGACGAGGAGCUUCUUUUAAAAAAACAGCGUGCGGCGCGGCGGAGAGGGCCGUUUAAAAUGUUUUAGUCCAGGCGACGUUCGGGGCCGGGGGUGGGGAGGAGGGGAAGCGUGGUCGCCGCGGAGUCGCCGCCCGGUGGUCGGAGGCAGUCGGAGAAACAUUGUUCUGAGAGGAUCAGCAGGAUCGGGACGGGGGAGGCAGAUGUUUUCCUUUUUUUGUUGUUGUUUCUUUAUCUUCGGUUUCGUCACAUCGAACUGCUUCAGCUUCGGACAGCUUAUCAGUCAAUCAUUUCUGUUUCUUGUUCAAAUCAUUCUCCAAAAACAAACAAAAAUGUCAAAUAAAAAACCCCCCAAGGAGCUUGUGGAGAGAAGGGCGGCCGGAACCAAAGGUGACGACCGGGUGGGCGAGGCAUCUUCCUGUUGUGUUUGUAGUGAACGCACUACUAGUUCUCCUUGUUUGUCACCAUGUGAUUGUAUUUGUUGAGUAGCGUAGCGGGAGGGGAGUUUUGUUGUUUGUUUGUUUUUCUUUUAUUUUGAAAAAGGGUGGGUCAGAGGUCCUCGCCAUAAUGAAUUUCUUUGAAUCACAUCAGACGGACUGAAUCACUGAUCGGGAACACAAAAGGGAAAGGUGAUAAAGGCAGUCCUAAUCAAUCGACUCAAUUGUUUACAUGCCUCACAAGCCAGCUGCAAGUCUGUAGAUUCCCCUGAAAAAUGGUCCAAGUAUUAAUUGUGCCUUAUUUUGUUCGUCGCGUCAGUCCUGAGCCGGUCUAACGGAGGAGGCGAGCGGAAGGGACGUCGGUUUUUUCUCCUCGACUUUAAAAAGAAGGCAUGUCAGUCGUCCACGCACAGACUGUAAGAUUCCCCCACUUCACAAACUCUGUAAAUAGACCGUAUGAAUUACUCAGUGUUACUGCCAUAUUUAUGUAGUUGAUGAACUCCAUAUAUGCUAUGUCGUAUUGGCCAAAACCCCCAUUCUUUGUGUUUUUUUUCUUUCUUUUUUUUUUCUUUUUAAAUGUGGGUGAAUUUCCAAAAAUAAAAAAACGUAGAAGCGUCGCAAAGUGCUGCAGGGCGGGACCGGGAGCUGUUCUUGCGGAAUCUCUGUUUUUUUUCGUUGUUGUUGUUUUUCUUCGGAGACGUUGCUUAUCCUGUAAAUAUAUCUAUCAUUUUAUUAAAGCAUGUGCAACAACGACGUGGAGCCGAUGCUGAAUUUCCCACCACAUCAUGUAUUUAAAUGUCGGGUGUGUGCGUGCGUGUCUGCGUGACCGAGGCAGGAAGGGAUUUGUUCAUGCAUAAUAAAUCGAUUUGGUUAAUAAUUGAA
Molecule: messenger RNA, 2058 nt
Organism: Amphiprion ocellaris (clown anemonefish)
Lineage: Eukaryota; Metazoa; Chordata; Actinopteri; Pomacentridae
Gene: pgrmc2
Product: progesterone receptor membrane component 2
Exons: 3
Coding region: 30-626 (198 amino acids)
Cellular component (GO): endomembrane system; membrane
Source: RefSeq, a predicted model, not a curated record